AUGUCCUGUAAGAAGUGGUGCUCCAACAGCCAGACCAAGUGGAUCCUUGCUGGCAGUAUCAGCGUGACCCUAGUGUUGGCCAUUUCAAUGAUCCUGGGCCUCACCCUGCAUCGGGGCACCCAACCAGGCUGUGAGCAAGAUGUUUGUCGCCCGGAUGCUGACAUGCUCGACUACAUGCUAAGCACAGGCCAUAUCAGCCACCGGGAUGGCCUGCUGGUUACCUGGUACCACGCAGCCAGCAGCAAGAAAGAGAUGGAGGCUGCCCUGAACAGCGAUGUCAUGGUCUUGGAGGCAGAUGUCACUGUAGAAGGGUUCACUACAGUCAAUGAGACUGGGGUGCCCAUUAUGGCCCACCCUCCAGCCAUCUACAGUGACAAUACCCUGCAGCAGUGGCUGGAAGCUGUACUGGCCUCGUCUCAGAAGGGGAUCAAACUGGACUUCAAGAGCCUCAAGGCUGUGGGCCCCUCCCUGGACCUCCUCCGGCAGCUGACUGAGGCUGGCCGGAUUCGGAGACCCGUGUGGAUCAAUGCUGACAUCCUAAGAGGCCCCAAUGUGCCUGUCUCAGUUGAGAUCAACGCUACACAGUUCCUGGCGCUUGUCCAGGAGAAGUACCCAGAGGUCACCAUCUCUCCUGGCUUCACCACUCUUUACGUGCCUCAGUUGCCAAACAGCACGUACACCCGAGCCAUGGUGGAGAAAAUGCAGGAGAUGGUGGGAGCGCUGCCUCAGAGGGUCACCUUCCCAAUUCGGGCUUCCAUGGCACGGGCUGCCUGGCCCCACUUCAGCUGGCUCCUGGGCCAAUCUGAGAGGUACAGCCUGACACUGUGGCAGAGCGCUUCGGACCCCGUGUCGGUAGACGAUCUCCUCUUCAUCCGGGACAACAGUGCCACCCACCAAAUCUACUAUGACCUCUUUGAGCCUGUCUUGUCGCAGUUCAAGCAGCUGGCCUUGAACACCACCCGGAAGCGGACCUUCUACACAGGUGGCAGCCUGAUCCCUCUUCUCCAGCAGCCCGGGGGUGAUGGUCUAGAGGUAGAGUGGCUGGUUCUGGAAGCGAACGGCAGCAGAGCAGCAGCCAUUAUUGCUCCUGACAGAGAAGGCAUGAUCCUGCUGAAUGUUGGCCUGCAGGAACCUGAAGCUGGGACCCCUGUGCCCAGCCUGCGUGCCCCGGGUGGUUCUGUUCUGACGCUGGAGUCUUGUCUGCGGCAGCUGGCUAUUCACCCCAGGCGCUGGGGCAUCCAUGUGAACAUAGUGGAACCUGCAGCUCUCCGGCCAUCCCUGGCCACGCUGGCACACCUCUCCGCCCUUGGCGAGCUGCCCUGGCCUGUGUGGGUGGGGGCCACAAUCUCACAUGGUAAUUUUGUGGUCCCUGGCCACGUGGCCGGCAGAGAGUUGCUUACAGCUGUGGCUGAAAUUUUCCCCCAUGUCACCGUGGCACCAGGCUGGCCUGAAGAGGUGCUGGGCAGUGGCUAUCGGGAGCAGAUGGUCACAGAUAUGCUGGAGCUGUGUCAGGGACUCUGGCAACCUGUGUCCUUCCAGCUGCAGGCUGGGCCACUGGGCCGGAGCACAGCCAAAACUGUGGCCAGGCUACUGGCCGCCUCCCCUCGAACCACUCUGACGGUACACCACAGCAGGGCUGGGAACAGCUAUGCAGAUGUGUGGGCUGGCUUGUGGGUGGCCAGGGCCAUGGACAGGACCCGAGUCUAUUACAGGAUACCCGAGGAGUACCGAGAAGACUUGCUGGCAGAUGUGAGCAGGAACUGAGCACCCAGUAGGACUGGACAUCUAAUGUGGAAGGCUUCCCUGGGGAGUCAGGGUGAAUAAAUGCCUCUGUUUUGCUCCACGCACUGUGUAAGACCUGGGGCAGGGUGGAGUGGUGCCUAGAGGGUCUGGAGGCUGGGGGCCAGGUCAUUCCGGUUGUCCAACAGGAAACUCUCACAAGCCUUGAAAGUAUUGUAGA
This is a messenger RNA of Onychomys torridus (southern grasshopper mouse), 1960 nucleotides long. RefSeq names its product family with sequence similarity 151 member A (gene Fam151a). NCBI's taxonomy places the organism in Eukaryota, Metazoa, Chordata, Mammalia, Rodentia, Cricetidae. Bases 1 to 1764 code for a protein of 587 amino acids. The record is from RefSeq and is a predicted model, not a curated record. The transcript has 8 exons.